AUGGGAAAGUAUCAGGUUACAAUCUUGUCGCUUUGGGCACUGUUUGCCUCAUACGUUAUAUUAGAUUUGAAAGUUCAAGUAAGAGCAUCAUUACCUUUGGAAAGCGAAAUUGAAGCUAAAUUGAAGCUUCUCAACAAGCCUGCCGUGAAAACGAUUAAGAGUGAAGAUGGAGAUAUUAUCGAUUGCGUUGACAUCUACAAACAACCUGCUUUUGACCAUCCUGACUUUAAAAAUCAUAAAAUUCAGAAAAUACCAGAUUUUCUUCUAAAAUCCCAAAAAUCAAGUACAGACGAUGCUUUCGAGGAAAAUUCAGCUAUAUUUCAGACAUGGCAGAAAAGUGGAAGUUGUCCAAAAGGAACCAUCCCCAUUCGCAGAACACGGAGGGAGGAUUUACUAAGAGCUUCUUCUCUGCACCACUUCGGACAAAAACCCGCAGAGUUAUUCAUUAAUUCAUUAAACAAAACAAACUUCAAUUUUCCCAAAUUCAAUGGCAGCAAAGAAGUUAUUCCAGAAAAUCACUCGGCAUCAUAUCUUGUGACGAUGGGAUACCAUUAUAUAGGUGCACAAGCAACUAUCAAUGUUUGGAAUCCAGUGGUUGAUCUCCCAGAUGAUUUCACCACUGCUCAAAUCUGGCUUAAGACCGGAGCUGCCAAUAGUUCUGAUUUUGAAAGUGUUGAAGCAGGCUGGGUGGUGAAUCCAAAGUUAUUUGGCGAUCGAAAAACACGAUUUUUUUCCUACUGGACUAGGGAUUCUUAUCAGUCAACAGGCUGCUUUAAUCUAGCUUGCCCUGGGUUUGUGCAAACAGGCCAAGUAGUUCUUGGUGGUGCCAUAAGUCCAGUGUCAACCAAAAGAGGCCGCCAGUACGAUCUCAACGUUGGAAUGUUUUUGGAACCUAACACGGGGAUUUGGUGGCUUAAAAUAAGAGACAACAUCCCGGUAGGUUACUGGCGACCCAAUUUAUUUAGAGGUUUAACGACAAGUGCCACAAUUGUUGAGUUUGGGGGACAAGUGUUCAGUCCAAUGGUUAAGAAAACUCCCCACACAAGAACAGGGAUGGGGAGUGGAGAUUUUGCAAAUGGCCUAUAUGGAAAUGCAUGCUUCAUGCGCAAUGUAAGAAUUAUGGAUUACUCGCGUUCACUCAAGUACCCUGAGUUUGUACAUCCUACGACUGAAGAGCCCUAUUGCUACAAUGCCUUCAAUCAUGCUAAAUAUGGAAAAGAGCCUUACUUCUAUUUUGGAGGGCCUGGACAAAAUCAUCCUUACUGUCCUUGA
This is a messenger RNA of Lotus japonicus, 1272 nucleotides long. RefSeq lists its product as uncharacterized. Bases 1 to 1272 code for a protein of 423 amino acids. The record is from RefSeq and is a predicted model, not a curated record. NCBI's taxonomy places the organism in Eukaryota, Viridiplantae, Streptophyta, Magnoliopsida, Fabales, Fabaceae. The transcript has 7 exons.